AAAAAUCUAGAGUGGAGGGAUAAGGCAGAAGGAAAGGAAGGAUGAUGGCACUGUCAGUGAGCAGUGUGGUGAAGAGUCUUUACUUUUCCGGCAACAAUGAUAACCGCUACAGCCACAGCGCCAGUCACAACCACUCCCUCAAACACAACAAAUCACAUUUAUUUCCAGUUUCGGCCUCUUUAAACCCAUCGCCGUACAUUCCCAAAUCCAAACCCCAACAGCAGCAACAGCUCUACCAGCCCUUCCGACCGCCACCUUCACCACUCCCCUCGCAGUUCGCCACUCUUGACACUGCCGGCCGCAUAGAAGUCCUCGCCAACCGCCUCGGCACAUGGCACGAGUACGCCCCCCUUAUCUCCUCCCUCAUCCACGAUGGCUUUACCCCUCCUUCAAUUGAAGAGCUUACCGGCAUAUCCGGAGUCGAGCAGAAUCGUCUCGUCGUUGCCGCUCAGGUCUGGGAGUCACUCCAGCAGUCAAAUUCAGACCCCGACGUCCUCUCCGCCUUCGAUACCAGCGGCGCUGAGAUUCUAUACGAGAUCCGCCUCCUCAGCGCCUCCCAACGCUCCGCCGCCGCCCGUUACAUAGUCGAUAAUAAGUUCGACGGAAAGGGCGCUCAGAAUCUGGCGCGUGCUAUGAAAGAUUUUCCUGGCAGAAAAGGGGAAAAGGGGUGGGAGAGUUUCGAUUACACUCUCUCCGGAGAUUGUCUCUCUUUCAUGUAUUACCGACAGAGUAGGGAGCACAAGAACCCUUCUGAUCAAAGAACUUCUGCCUUGGAACAGGCGCUGAAGGUUGCCGUCACAGAGAAGGCAAAAAAUACGGUUCUCGAGGAGUUGAAGGGGAAAGGAGACGGAAAUGAAGAGGAAGAGGACGAGGUCGGAAGAGGUGUUCUUGUGCCUGUGGUGAGGUUGAGGUACGGCGAGGUGGCGGAGUCUACCUCGGUUAUUGUAUUGCCGGUAUGCAAGGCAGAGAAGGGAGAAAAGGAAGUUAUGGAGGCACCAUUUGAGUGUAAGAGUGAGGGUGAGUUUGGGGUUGUGAGAGCGGAGAAGGCGUGGAGGAGGUGGGUGGUUUUGCCCCGGUGGGAGCCGGUGGCUACAGUGGGGAGAGGAGGAGUUGUGAUUUCAUUUUUGGAUGCGAGAAUUUUGCCAUUGAAGGUGAAUAAGUAUUAUAAGGAGGAGCCAAUUUUGGUAGUGGCUGAUAGAGAGAAUACCGAGGUGAUUGCGGAUGAUGGGUUCUAUUUGGCUAAGGUUAAUGGUCACGAGGGUUUAAUGGUUCAUAGGGGUUUGGCACUGAAGGAGGAUGGCGUCAAGGAAAGUUUGGGAAUGGUUGUAUUGGUUAUUAGACCCCCUAAGGAUGACAUUGAUGAUCAACUCAGUGAUGAAGACUGGGACUGAUCCAUUCAUCAUGGUUUCAAAUUUAAGAUUCUGUUGUUGUAAUUUUAUUCUAUUUGUAUGCACUUUUUAGAUAGAUUUAGCUGCAUUCUUUUGUUUUCUGAUGUGUUUUUACCAUAUAUUUACAAGACAAAUAAUAAAUCAGGAUCAAUAUUAAAAAUUUAUUAAAA
This is a messenger RNA of Arachis stenosperma, 1558 nucleotides long. Its product is annotated as rubisco accumulation factor 1.1, chloroplastic-like. Gene Ontology annotation, cellular component: chloroplast. Lineage: Eukaryota; Viridiplantae; Streptophyta; Magnoliopsida; Fabales; Fabaceae. The transcript has a single exon. Bases 42 to 1391 code for a protein of 449 amino acids. The record is from RefSeq and is a predicted model, not a curated record.